Molecule: messenger RNA, 1083 nt
Organism: Pestalotiopsis fici W106-1
Lineage: Eukaryota; Fungi; Ascomycota; Sordariomycetes; Amphisphaeriales; Sporocadaceae
Exons: 2
Coding region: 1-1083 (360 amino acids)
Biological process (GO): mRNA splicing, via spliceosome
Cellular component (GO): catalytic step 2 spliceosome
Molecular function (GO): protein binding
Source: RefSeq, a predicted model, not a curated record
AUGCCUUUUCCUGACAGACCUGUAGCCCAUCUUCUCGGGUCAAAUGGCCCCGUUCAUGCAGUCGCCUAUUCGGCGUCGCCAGGGACAUAUAUUCUGACGGGCUCAUCAGACCGUUCGGUCCGCCUGUAUAACCCAGCGCCAAGCACUUCGGCACUGCCUCAGAACUCGUACAUAUCCAAGCAGCAGACAGCGCCACCUAUUCCACAGGGUCGCCUGAUUCAGACAUAUAGCGCGCAUGGCUACGAGGUUCUAUCACUUUCCGUGAGCGCCGACAAUGCGCGCUUUGCCUCGGCCGGUGGUGAUCGAUCGCUUUUCCUUUGGGACGUGGCCACGGCGCAGACGAUCCGCCGUCUGGGCGGUAACCAGCAGUCGCACACGGCACGGAUCAACACUGUUGCGUUUGCCGGCGACGACGACAGCCUCCUCGUCUCCGGGUCCCUCGACACGACCGUCCGAAUUUGGGAUCUCAAAUCUGGCUCAUUUAAACCUGUGCAGGCACUGACCGAGGCCCGGGACAGCAUCUCAGCGGUUGUGGUCAGGGACGCCGAGAUCGUGACGGGCUGCGUCGACGGUCGGGUCCGGACAUAUGAUGUGCGCAUGGGAAAAUGCGUUACAGACGUCAUUGGCCCAUCGGUGACUUCCUUGUCGCUCUCCAAGGAUGGAAAUGCCCUCUUGGUUGGCAGCUUAGACAGCAAGAUACGAUUCAUGGACCGCAAAGAUGGCACGUGCUUGAAAACGUAUGGUGACCCCGGCUUUCGUAACGAGGAGCUGAGGGUACAGAGUAUUCUCGGAGGAAAGGAACAGUAUGUCCUUGCAGGUGAUGAGAUGACAGCCACCCCUGGACGGAAUGGGGAAGGCAGGCUUUGGGCUUGGGAUACUUUGACUGGCAAUGUCGCGGCCAAGAUCACGGUUCCUUGGGGACCAGCUGGGUCAGAGCCAAGAAAGAAGCUCAUCGGAAAAGAUGGCAAGGAAAAGGAGCGCAGCAAUGUGCUGAGCUGCAUCGCAUGGAGAGCGGACGGAUUUGGUGAUCAGUUCUGUGUUGGCGGCACAUCAGGAACAGUGACUGUUUAUGGAUACCAUUGA